CGUCUCACACUCUCACCCUCCUUGUUUGUGUGUUGUGACUGCAACCCAAAACAAAAGAUGUGGCGCACCUUAGACACCACCCAUUUCACCCUCAAAACCCUGCGCCUUCGCUCCUUCCUCUUCUCUUCUUCUUCUUCUUCUUCCACCACCAACAUUUCAUGUUCUUCUUCUUCUUCUUCUUUCGCUUUCACUGCAUCACUCAUUUCUCACUCUCACACUUUUCUUCCUCUUCCUCCACCAGCACACUGUAAUAUCCAACAUGUUUCGUUCUCCACCACCAGCACCCGCCAUUUUGGCCCCUCCGCCGUCGUGCGCUGCGUUUCGUCAUAUCCGACGCUCGACUGGAACGACGCCGUUUCAUGCUCCGAGGUUGAUGCCGAUGCAAAUGCCAGUGAUUCAACGCUUGAAGACCAAGAUUCCAAGCCUUCCAUACCCGUUAGAGCCUUCUUCUUCUCUACCAGUGUUGAUUUAAAAAGCUUGGUGGAGCGGAACAAACCAAACUUUGUCACACCCUCGUCACGGAUGACUAAUUAUGUAGUUCUUAAGUUUGGUGAAGUUUGUGAUUCCAAGGGUAUGGGUACUUGUUUCUUGAAUGGAAGCAGUGGCUGUUACAUGGUGGUUUUUCAGUAUGGAUCCAUUGUAUUGUUUAAUGUCCCCGAGCAUGAGGUUGAUGGCUAUCUGAAAAUUGUUAAGAAGCACGCGUCUGGUUUGCUUCCUGAAAUGAGAAAGGACGAGUAUGAAGUAAGAGAAAAACCAGCUUUAAGCACAUGGAUGCGAGGAGGACUAGAUUACAUAAUGUUACAAUACUUGGACGUUGAUGGAAUUCGAACUAUUGGUAGUGUUCUAGGUCAAAGUAUUGCUCUUGAUUACUAUGGACGACAGGUUGAUGGAAUGGUUGCAGAAUUUACAGACAUAAACCGUGAGAUGGAAGCAACUGGAAAAUUCAAAAUGCAGAGGAAAAAACUUUUUCAGUUGGUGGGCAAAGCAAAUUCAAAUCUUGCUGAUGUGAUUCUAAAGCUCGGACUAUUUGAGAGAUCAGAUAUUGCUUGGAAAGAUGCCAAAUAUGGUCAGAUAUGGGAAUAUCUCAGGGAUGAAUUUGAAUUGACUCAGAGAUUUGCAAGUCUUGAUUUCAAGUUGAAAUUUGUGGAGCACAAUAUCCGGUUUCUACAAGAAAUUCUUCAAAAUAGGAAAUCUGAUUUCCUAGAGUGGCUCAUUAUUGCAUUGAUUGGUGCUGAGAUUCUUUUGUCUCUCUAUGACAUUAUUCAACGGUCUCCCAUGAAACUUUAGUAGCAUGAUUUCUGCUGGUAAGCAUGGCCAGCGUGCUUUUGAAGGAGUGUAGCUUCCUAGCACUUGGAGCUACUCAUUAGUUUAAGAUAUUGGUGGCCCAUGCUCUUGUAAAUAGCUAUUUGAAACCCUUCAACGUAGUUCUUUAGCAGUCAGUUUGUAUAACUGAAAUCUAUUACUGCAUAUUUUGUUGUAAUGUAAUUUUUGUCUAUUGCAUCAAUAAAUUAUUCUGUUCAAUUUUGAGAA
Messenger RNA from Lotus japonicus, 1530 nucleotides. Its product is annotated as protein RETARDED ROOT GROWTH-LIKE. Bases 58 to 1287 code for a protein of 409 amino acids. The record is from RefSeq and is a predicted model, not a curated record. NCBI's taxonomy places the organism in Eukaryota, Viridiplantae, Streptophyta, Magnoliopsida, Fabales, Fabaceae. The transcript is spliced from 7 exons.